Glycine soja is the source of this 1900-nucleotide messenger RNA. RefSeq names its product probable glucuronoxylan glucuronosyltransferase IRX7. The record is from RefSeq and is a predicted model, not a curated record. The coding region runs from base 152 to 1534 and encodes 460 amino acids. Gene Ontology annotation, molecular function: glycosyltransferase activity. The transcript is spliced from 4 exons. Lineage: Eukaryota; Viridiplantae; Streptophyta; Magnoliopsida; Fabales; Fabaceae.
AGGCAAAAACGAAGUGCUAACAAAACUCCCCCCUUUCUCCUCCUGUCAGUGUUUCUUCGUCUCCACUUCUUCUCAAACCAGAAUAGCUGACAGCACCCUCCCAACCACCUUUGAUCUAGGUUGUUGUUUUCUUCCUCUGAAUUUAAAUGAAAUGGCUCAGCAGAAAAGACCCCCAAAUAGCAGGGGCUACUACGUUAAGAUGAAACUCCUUCAAAAACAUGGCAGACCUCAUCAUCACCAUCACCAUCACCAGCAAGAAAAAAACUGCUUCUACAGAUACUACAAAUGGGUUCUCUGGCUUUCUCUUUCUCUCUAUUUCUUCACUUCCUACCUCAUCAGCAACAACAACAACCACCACACCAAAAAACCUUCUCACGUCUCCAGAGCACUCAUCCAAUCAAACCACACCACAACUCCUCAACAUGCUCUUAACUCUCCAGAAUCUUUGAAGAAGUUGAAGGUGUUUGUCUACGACCUUCCUCCGAAGUACAACACGGAUUGGUUGACGAACGAGAGGUGCAGCAAACAUUUGUUUGCGUCGGAGGUUGCAAUUCACAGGGCUUUGUUGACCAGCGAGGUUCGCACGUUUGACCCAUACGACGCUGACUUUUUCUUCGUCCCCGUUUACGUGUCUUGCAACUUCAGCACCGUGAAUGGCUUCCCCGCGAUUGGCCACGCGCGCUCCCUCAUCGCGUCCGCGGUAAACCUCAUCUCCUCGGAGUACCCCUUCUGGAACCGAAGCAGAGGCUCCGACCACGUCUUCGUCGCGUCGCACGAUUUCGGCUCGUGUUUCCACACCCUGGAGGACGUGGCGAUGGCUGAUGGCGUGCCAGAGAUUGUGAGGAACUCGAUCGUGUUGCAGACGUUUGGCGUUGUGUACGAUCACCCGUGCCAGAAGGUCGAACACGUAGUGAUUCCACCGUACGUUUCGCCGGAAAGUGUAAGGGACACGAUGGAGAAUUUUCCGGUGGACGGACGGCGAGAUAUUUGGGCUUUCUUCCGAGGGAAAAUGGAAGUCCAUCCCAAGAACGUUAGUGGACGAUUUUACAGCAAGAAAGUGCGGACGGUGAUAUGGAGGAAGUUCAACGGUGACCGGAGGUUUUACCUGCAGAGGCAUAGGUUUGCCGGUUACCAGUCAGAGAUUGCACGUUCGGUGUUUUGUUUAUGUCCUCUGGGGUGGGCCCCAUGGAGUCCGAGGCUGGUCGAGUCCGUCGCCUUGGGUUGCGUGCCAGUUGUCAUAGCGGACGGUAUUCGGUUGCCGUUUGUCUCCGCGGUGAAGUGGUCGGAGAUAUCGGUGACGGUGGCGGAGAAAGACGUGGGGAGGCUGGCUGAGAUACUGGAGCGCGUGGCGGCGACAAACCUGAGCACAAUUCAAAGGAACCUGUGGGACCCAGCAACGAGGAGGGCCCUACUUUUCAACAGCCAGGUCCAGGUAGGGGAUGCCACGUGGCAGGUCCUGAGGGCUUUGAGUGAAAAGCUUGAUAGAUCCUUCAGAAGCUCGAGGGUUUCACGCCAAUUGGAUUUUGACACGUAAGAGGGUUUAAAGUUAAACUCGACGACAAGUUGUGUUUAUUUCUUCACUCACCCGUGGUAAUGAAGAUGACAUUUCAAAAACACACGCUGCAUGGACAAUAAUAAAAAUAAAGAAAUAGUGAUGAUAAUAUUAAUAUUUGGUGGAUGACAGCUGGAAUUUCUUCAGAGAUGGAAUUUAAUGACUCAUGUUGGGGCCCAAAGUAGCAGCUUCAAGACUUUCUUCGAGUAUAUUAAUGGUGACGUGGUUGUGGUGAUGAUGACAUGGCAAGAAUUCAUUCGUUGGUUUUGCGGCUUGGACUGAAAAAUAUCUGUGGAGCUAAAUCAUUUUUGCUUGUGAAUAAAAAUAUAAGAAGAAUACACAAAUUUU